Molecule: messenger RNA, 5769 nt
Organism: Emys orbicularis (European pond turtle)
Lineage: Eukaryota; Metazoa; Chordata; Testudines; Emydidae
Gene: PLXNA4
Product: plexin A4
Exons: 35
Coding region: 1-5769 (1922 amino acids)
Biological process (GO): negative regulation of cell adhesion; regulation of cell migration; regulation of cell shape
Cellular component (GO): plasma membrane; semaphorin receptor complex
Molecular function (GO): protein binding; semaphorin receptor activity
Source: RefSeq, a predicted model, not a curated record
AUGUCGGCGGCCAUGUGGAAAUGGACUUGCCUGAUUUCCCACCUGCUCCUAUCUACCAUGAUGUCAUCCCUUGCUAGGCAACAGCCACCUCAUCCAAAGAGGCCCUUUGCCACUUUCUCCGGAGAGCAGGCAGAGGGGACUUUUAACCACUUGGUGGUUGAUGAAAAAACUGGGCACAUUUACUUGGGGGCCGUCAACAGGAUCUACAAACUCUCCAAUGACCUAAAAGUUCUGGUGACCCACCAGACUGGUCCAGAUGAGGAUAACCCAAAGUGCUAUCCUCCCAGGAUAGUCCAGACUUGCAAUGAACCCUUGACUCUCACUAACAAUAUCAACAAGAUGCUCCUGAUAGACUACAAGGAGAACCGGUUGAUCGCCUGUGGGAGCCUUUACCAGGGGAUCUGCAAGCUGUUGAGGCUGGACGACCUCUUCAAGCUGGGAGAGCCCUUCCAUAAGAAGGAGCAUUACCUCUCUGGGGUAAACGAGAGUGGCUCUGUUUUUGGAGUCAUCGUUUCUUACAGCAACAUGGAUGACAAGCUGUUCAUUGCCACAGCCGUGGACGGCAAGCCGGAGUAUUUCCCCACCAUCUCCAGCAGGAAGCUCACCAAGAACUCCGAGGCAGACGGGAUGUUCGCUUACGUCUUUCACGACGAGUUCGUGGCCUCUAUGAUCAAGAUCCCCUCAGACACGUUCACCAUCAUCCCCGACUUCGACAUCUACUACAUCUACGGCUUCAGCAGCGGCAACUUCGUCUACUUUCUGACCCUGCAGCCCGAGAUGAUUUCCCCACCUGGCUCCACCACCAAGGAGCAGGUCUACACCUCCAAGCUGGUCCGGCUCUGCAAGGAGGACACAGCCUUCAACUCCUAUGUCGAGGUGCCCAUUGGCUGCGAGAAGAACGGGGUGGAGUACCGGCUCCUCCAAGCAGCCUAUUUAUCCAAGGCAGGUGCCAUCUUGGCCAGGUCCUUGGGUGCCAGCCCUGACGACGAUAUCCUCUUCACAGUCUUCUCCAAGGGGCAGAAGAGGAAAAUGAAGUCCUUGGAUGAGUCUGCUCUGUGCAUCUUCAUCCUGAAAAAGAUCAACGACCGCAUCAAAGAAAGGCUUCAGUCCUGCUACAGGGGAGAGGGGACCUUAGAUCUGGCCUGGCUCAAAGUCAAGGACAUUCCCUGUAGCAGCGCGCUGUUAACAAUUGAUGACAAUUUCUGCGGCCUGGAUAUGAAUGCCCCUCUGGGAGUAUCGGAGAUGGUGCGAGGUCUCCCCAUCUUCACCGAAGACGGGGACAGGAUGACAUCCGUGAUCGCCUACGUCUACAAGAACCACUCACUGGCGUUCGUGGGCACCAAAAGUGGCAAGAUGAAAAAGCACUUCCUUGACUUGUUUUCUCUCUCUUCCCAUCUAGUGCAAUCGUACGAGAUCGUGCAGGUGGUGGACACCGGCCCCAUAUUACGGGAUAUGGCCUUUUCAGUGGAUCAUGAGCACCUGUACAUCAUGUCUGAGAAGCAGCUGACCAGAGUGCCUGUGGAGUCGUGCGGGCAGUACAAGACCUGCAGCACGUGCCUGGGCUCCGGGGACCCGCACUGUGGCUGGUGUGUGCUUCACAACACGUGCACCCGGAAGGAACGGUGCGAGCGCUCCAGCGAGCCUCGGAGAUUCGCCUCGGAGAUGAAGCAGUGUGUCCGGCUCACCGUGCAUCCCAACAACAUCUCCGUCUCCCAGUACAACGUGCUGCUGGUCUUGGAGACCUACAACGUCCCUGAGUUGUCAGCAGGGGUCAACUGCACCUUCGAGGACCUUUCCGAGAUGGACGGCUUGGUGGUGGGGAACCAGAUCCAGUGCAUCUCCCCGGCUGCCAAGGAGGUGCCCCAGAUCAUCAUGGAGAAUGGAGACCAUCACAUUGUCCAGCUCCAGCUGAAGUCCAAGGAGACAGGCAUGACCUUCGCCAGCACCAGCUUUGUCUUCUACAACUGCAGUGUCCACAACUCGUGUCUGUCCUGUGUGGAGAGCCCCUAUCGGUGUCACUGGUGCAAAUAUCGCCACGUCUGCACCCACGACCCCCGUUCCUGCUCCUUCCAGGAAGGGCGAGUCAAGCUGCCAGAGGACUGUCCUCAGUUGCUCCAGGCAGACAAGAUCCUGGUGCCGGUGGAAGUGAUCAAGCCAAUCACCCUGAAAGCCAAGAACCUGCCACAGCCGCAGUCGGGGCAGCGGGGCUAUGAGUGUAUCCUGACUAUCCAGGGCAACGAGCAGCGGGUCCCCGCCCUGAGGUUUAACAGCUCCAGCGUGCAGUGCCAGAACACCUCGUAUUCAUAUGAAGGGAUGGAGAUUAACAGCCUGCCGGUGGAGCUGACAGUCGUGUGGAAUGGGAAUUUCAACAUUGACAACCCAGCGCAGAACAAAGUGCACCUGUACAAGUGUGGGGCCAUGCGGGACAGCUGCGGCCUGUGCCUGAAGGCCGACCCAGACUUCGAGUGCGGCUGGUGCGAGGGACAGAACCAGUGCACGCUGAAGCACCACUGCCCCAUCCAGGAGAACCAGUGGCUGGAACUGUCCGGGACCAAGGGCAAAUGCACCAAUCCCCGGAUCACCGACAUCAUCCCGGUGACGGGCCCUCGGGAAGGAGGAACCAAAGUGACAAUCCGGGGGGAGAAUCUGGGCCUGGAAUUCCGGGACAUUGCAUCUCAUGUCAAAGUGGCUGGAGUGGAGUGCAAACCACUGGUGGAAGGAUACAUCCCAGCAGAGCAGAUAGUGUGCGAGAUGGGAGAGGCCAAACCCAGCCAGCACGCCGGAUUCGUGGAGAUCUGCGUGGCCGAGUGUAAGCCCGAGUUCAUGGCCAGGUCCUCCCAGCUCUUCUCCCGCUGGCUGUUGCCUUCUUGGCUGCCAGUUACUCCAUCCCGGGGUCCAGUGUCGGGGGGCACACAGGUGACCAUUACAGGCACCAACCUGAAUGCUGGCAGCAACGUUGUGGUGACAUUUGGUCGGCAGCCCUGUCUCUUUUACAGGAGGUCCACGAAGCACAUUGUCUGUAACACCACAGCCUCGGACGACGGCUUUGAUAAGGUGAAGGUGUCCGUGAGGGUGGACAAGGCCAAGAUACAUCAGGAGUUGCAGUUUGAGUACAUGGAGGACCCCACCAUCCUGAGGAUUGAGCCGGAGUGGAGCAUCAUCAGUGGAAACACCCCCAUAGCCGUGUGGGGAACUCACCUGGACCUUAUCCAGAACCCUCAGAUCCGGGCCAAACAUGGUGGGAAAGAACACGUCAAUAUCUGCGAGGUACAGAACGCCACGGAGAUGACCUGCCAGGCCCCAGCACUGCCCGUGGACCCAAAUCACCAGUCCGAGCUAACCGAGCGCCCAGAAGAGUUUGGUUUCAUCCUGGAUAAUGUUCAGUCCCUGCUGAUCCUCAACAAAACCAACUUCACCUACUACCCAAACCCAGUCUUUGAGGCUUUCAACCCCUCGGGGAUCCUGGAGCUGAAGCCAGGAACUCCCAUCAUACUAAAGGGGAAGAACCUUAUCCCGCCAGUGACUGGAGGGAAUGCCAAGCUGAAUUACACCGUGCUGAUAGGCGAGAAGCCAUGUGUGGUGACCGUGUCGGACGUGCAGCUGCUGUGCGAGUCCCCGAACCUCAUUGGACGGCACAAAGUGAUGGCUCGAGUGGGAGGAUUGGAGUUCUCCCCGGGGAUGGUCUACAUCUCUCCCGACAGCCCGCUCAGCCUGCCGGCCAUCGUCAGCAUCGCCGUGGCUGGCGGCCUGCUCAUCAUCUUCAUCGUGGCCGUGCUGAUUGCGUACAAGCGCAAGUCCCGCGAGAGCGACCUGACCCUCAAGCGACUGCAGAUGCAGAUGGACAACCUGGAGUCCAGGGUGGCACUGGAGUGCAAGGAAGCUUUUGCAGAGCUUCAGACAGACAUUCACGAGCUGACGAGCGACUUGGAUGGCGCUGGCAUCCCCUUCCUUGAUUACCGCACCUACACCAUGAGGGUGCUUUUCCCUGGCAUUGAAGACCACCCUGUCCUGCGGGAUCUGGAGGUCCCUGGCUAUCGGCAGGAGCGGGUAGAGAAGGGUUUGAAGCUCUUCGCCCAACUCAUCAACAACAAGGUGUUCCUGCUGUCCUUCAUCCGCACUCUGGAGUCCCAGCGCAGCUUCUCCAUGCGGGACCGUGGCAACGUGGCCUCGCUCAUCAUGACCGUGCUGCAGAGCAAGCUGGAGUAUGCCACCGAUGUCCUCAAGCAGCUCCUGGCCGACCUCAUUGACAAGAACUUGGAGAGCAAAAACCACCCCAAGCUGCUGCUGAGGAGGACGGAGUCUGUGGCAGAGAAGAUGCUCACUAAUUGGUUCACCUUCCUGCUGUACAAGUUCCUCAAGGAAUGCGCUGGCGAGCCGCUGUUCUCCCUCUUCUGCGCCAUCAAACAGCAGAUGGAAAAGGGCCCCAUUGACUCCAUCACCGGGGAAGCCCGCUAUUCGCUGAGCGAGGACAAGCUCAUCCGGCAGCAGAUUGACUACAAGACACUGGAGCCCUGUGCCGAGGGGGUCCCAUGUCUUCCCCAAGGGUGUGGCUCUUCUCACUGCCCCUCUGUCUCCCUCCUUCAGGUCCUGAGCUGCGUGAACCCCGACAACGUGAACAGCCCAGAGAUUCCCGUGAAGAUCCUCAACUGCGACACCAUCACGCAGGUCAAGGAGAAGAUUCUUGACGCCAUCUUCAAGAAUGUGCCGUGCUCCCACAGGCCCAAAGCUGCUGACAUGGACCUGGAGUGGCGGCAGGUGAGUGGGGCCCGGAUGAUCCUGCAGGACGAAGACAUCACCACCAAGAUAGAGAACGACUGGAAGAGACUCAAUACCUUGGCACACUACCAGGUGCCAGAUGGGUCGGUGGUAGCAUUAGUCUCCAAGCAGGUCACUGCCUACAAUGCUGUCAACAACUCCACUGUCUCCAGGACCUCAGCUAGCAAGUAUGAAAACAUGAUCCGUUACACGGGCAGCCCAGACAGCCUGCGCUCCCGCACACCCAUGAUCACACCUGACCUGGAGAGUGGAGUCAAGAUGUGGCAUCUAGUCAAGAAUCAUGAGCACGGAGACCAAAAAGAGGGUGACCGGGGCAGCAAGAUGGUGUCCGAGAUCUACCUGACCAGGCUACUAGCCACCAAGGGCACUUUGCAGAAGUUUGUCGACGACCUCUUUGAGACGAUCUUCAGCACGGCGCACCGCGGCAGCGCCCUGCCCCUGGCCAUCAAGUACAUGUUUGAUUUCCUGGACGAGCAGGCAGACAAGCACAACAUCCACGACCCCCACGUGCGGCACACCUGGAAGAGCAACUGUUUGCCACUACGGUUCUGGGUCAACAUGAUCAAAAACCCCCAGUUUGUAUUCGACAUCCACAAGAACAGCAUCACAGAUGCCUGCCUCUCGGUGGUGGCUCAGACCUUCAUGGACUCCUGUUCAACCUCGGAGCACCGUCUGGGCAAAGACUCCCCUUCCAACAAGCUUCUGUAUGCCAAGGACAUCCCCAGCUACAAGAAUUGGGUGGAAAGGUACUACUCGGACAUCGGCAAAAUGCCGGCGAUCAGCGACCAGGACAUGAACGCCUACCUGGCGGAGCAGUCUCGCAUGCACAUGAACGAGUUUAACACCAUGAGCGCGCUCUCCGAGAUCUAUUCCUACGUGGGCAAGUACAGCGAGGAGAUUCUCGGAGCCCUCGAUCAAGACGACCAGGCCGGGAAACAGAAACUCGCCUACAAACUUGACCAAGUCAUAACCCUCAUGAGCAUAGAUAGCUGA